ACUGCUCUUUUUUCCUAUAAUUUACUGUUUAUAUGAGCAUCACUAUGCGUCAAAAAGAUCUACGCCCAGCCCCGGCUCUAAUAGAGUACAAGGGCAUGAAGUUCCUAAUCACCGAUCGACCAUCAGACAUAACAAUUAAUCAUUACAUUAUGGAACUUAAGAAGAACAAUGUCAACACUGUGGUGCGUGUUUGUGAGCCAAGCUAUAACACAGUGGAGCUGGAGGCACAGGGCAUCAAUGUCAAGGAUCUGGCCUUUGAGGAUGGCACCUUCCCGCCACAAACAGUCGUUGACGAGUGGUUUGAGGUCUUGAAAGAUAAAUAUCGACAAACUCCAGAGGCCUGUGUGGCCGUUCAUUGUGUGGCUGGUCUGGGACGAGCUCCUGUUUUGGUGGCCCUGGCACUGAUCGAAUUAGGCUUGAAAUAUGAGGCAGCUGUGGAAAUGAUUAGAGAUAAACGACGUGGCGCCAUCAAUGCCAAGCAGCUCUCGUAUUUGGAGAAAUACAAGCCCAAGGCGCGUUUAAAGCACAAAAAUGGCCAUAAGAAUUCAUGUUCUGUGCAAUAGAUUUCCAAACACCAUAUGUAUAUUCCCACCAGAUAAAAAGUGUUCAUUUUUUCAAAAAAAAAAAAACAAAAAAAAGGAGAAGAAGAAAACGAAAGUAAAAGUAAAGAAAAUGCGGAUUGAAAGGAAUUAAAACAAAAAGAGAGAAUCACCCAGAAACACCACACAAAUCCUAUAGACGAACAAAUUGAAUCACAGCCCAUCCCCAGCCCCCCAGUAAUUAAUAUAAAAAAUCUCAAAUUUAAUAAUGUAUUGGCAUCCAAUUGUAAUUUUUUGUAUGUAUUAUUUAAUGUAAUUUAUUGUUAUUUUAUGAUUUCCGAAACCCCCACAAAAACCAAUGCUAAAAGAAAUUUCGAUUCACAAUACCAUAUUCACAGACAUUGUAAUUAUAUAGAUGAUGUUUAGGGCCCCGAAUACCCCAUAAAAUGGUUGUAGAAAUGGGCCACCCUCCCACGAAACGUAGUUUACAUUUACAUAUUAUUCUGGAAACAAAAGAAAAACAAAAAAAGCUACUAAUCUGGAAUAAACAGAAAUACGAGCAAAAGAGAACACCCAGAAUGUGGAACAGUAGAGGUAUCCAUCCUUUAGACCCAAAUUAAACACAUACAACAAACAAGUGUAGAGUGAACAAAAAUAUAGAUACUAUAUAUACAGAUAUAUAUAUAUAUAUAUAUAUAUAUAUAAACCAAUUAAACGGAGCGGCAGACAUAGACAGAAUUUAGACACCACGAAAAAUGUACUUAAUGCGGUAUUUAGUUGUGAAAUUUUGGAUACUUUCGAUAUGGUUUUUGUAUGCUUACACUCUCUUCUUUAGCUGCUAUCAACGAACGGAAUUAUAUGUCUAAAUACUUGAUUUUCUACUUGCAUUAUACAAUUACAUAUAUAUUAUAUAUGCCAAUCCCCUCUUUUAUAUAUAUAGUACAUAUGCUAAGCCCCUCCCCUACCCCGUUGCCACUGAGAGCAUCAAGGAAUAUACAUAUAUAGUAUAUAUAUUUGUAUAAUAAAACUACAAAUUUUUACAUUAAUGACUUACAUACAUUCAGAGAAGAAAAAAUAGAAAAUACUUCAAAUAAUUUGCAGCAAAUAAAAACACUCGAACAAGAACAAAACACCAAACAAAAACACUAAAUAAAAAAUUGAGAAAAUGAACAUGAAAAAAAAAUUACAAAUAAUUAAACCUUAUUAUUAAAAAAUAAAAAAUUAACAAAUUAUAGUGUGUGAGAUGUGACGAAGAUGAAAAUAAAUUUAAAAGAAAAGAAA
Drosophila pseudoobscura is the source of this 1820-nucleotide messenger RNA. RefSeq names its product PRL-1 phosphatase (gene PRL-1). The transcript is spliced from 4 exons. Gene Ontology annotation, molecular function: protein tyrosine phosphatase activity. Gene Ontology annotation, biological process: protein dephosphorylation. NCBI's taxonomy places the organism in Eukaryota, Metazoa, Arthropoda, Insecta, Diptera, Drosophilidae. Gene Ontology annotation, cellular component: nucleus; cytoplasm. Bases 33 to 563 code for a protein of 176 amino acids. The record is from RefSeq and is a predicted model, not a curated record.